Messenger RNA from Hyla sarda, 1754 nucleotides. RefSeq lists its product as uncharacterized. Bases 80 to 712 code for a protein of 210 amino acids. The transcript has 2 exons. The record is from RefSeq and is a predicted model, not a curated record. NCBI's taxonomy places the organism in Eukaryota, Metazoa, Chordata, Amphibia, Anura, Hylidae.
GACAGUGCUAACAGCUGAAGGAUGAGAGGAUGUUGCACAUAACUGUAAAGCAGAAGAAUCAAGAAACUGCAUUAACACAAUGCACACCAUCUUGACAAAAGGCAGACAACAGGCGUGUGCGAAGAAGUGGAACUUCAGGAAACUGCAGCGCGAGCUGCGGUCCCUGCAGGACCUGCUCCAGUGUGGCUGGGACGUAAGGGAGGAGCUGGAGGAGACCAAAAAGAGCUUGAAAAGCCACUUUGGAACGAAAGACGAUUCGCUUGGAUUCCUCCUCAAAGUGGAGAACCUGGAGAAGGGUGAGAAGUGUAACUCUUUCUUUUUCAGGAAGCUCCAUGCUGGCCACACGCCCCUGACUGCGCUACGAGAUGAGACUGGAUACAUGAGGAGGGGCAAGGAGGAAGUGAUGGGGGUCAUCUCCGACUUCUACAGCAACCUCUACGCCCCCAAGUCAUCCGACCCCGAAGCCUCCGAGAGGUUCCUGUCAGGUAUCACUAACGUUGUUGAUCCCGCAGGUGCGGCGGCUAUGGACGAUCCCUUGACGGUGGGGGAGCUGCUCUCUGCUGCUAAAUCCUUUAAGCCCGGCAGGACCCCGGGCAGUGACUGUCUCCCGGCCGAGCUCUAUGUAGCGCUGGGUGACCUGAUCUGUCCAGACCUGUUGGAGGUGUACGAGGAGAUGGUGGUGGGGGGCAGAAUGCCUCCGUCGUUGAGGUAAGGGAUGAUCACGAUCUUGUAUAAGCGGAAGGGGGAGAGAUGUGACCUGAAAAACUGGCGUCCCAUCUCUCUCCUGAACGUGGACUACAAGAUCCUCGUCAAGGUGCUGGCCAACAGGCUGAAAUCUGUCAUCGGGCAGAUCGUCCAUCCGGACCAGACCUGCGGCAUUCCUGGUCGCAGGAUUGCUGACAGCCUUGCCCUUGUGAGAGACACGGUCCAUUACAUCCAGGACCGUCGUGGCGGCGCCGCCCUGGUCAGUUUGGAUCAGGAGAAGGCGUUUGACCGUGUCUCCCACGCAUUUAUGGGCAGGGCUUUGCGCAGGCUAGGUCUGGGGAAGAUGUUUUGCUCUUUUGUUAACGUCAUGUAUUUUGAUAUUUACAGCACGGUGUUGGUGAACUGCUGGAAGACUAACCCCUUUUCCAUCCUUUCAGGGGUUAGACAAGGCUGCCCUCUUUCACCUCUUCUUUUUGUUUGCGUUAUAGAGCUCUUCGCUGAGACUAUCCGACAGAAUGGAGAGAUCAGAGGGAUCACCGCACCAGGACCAGAUCGCUACGAGGUCAAGUGCUCGCUCUACAUGGACGACGUGACCGUCUUCUGCGCUGACCAGCGUUCGGUGACUGCACUCGUCCAGACCUGCGAGGACUUCGGCAGAGCUUCGGGGGCAAAAGUAAACUGCGGGAAGUCGGAAGCCAUGCUCUUCGGGGAAUGGCACCUGACUUCUUCCGCCCCCUUCCCCUUUACUGUUAAGCUGGACUUAAUUCAAAUUCUUGGAGUCUGGUUCGGGAAGGAAGGAGCGGCCCUUAAGUCUUGGCAAGACCGACUAGGAAAGAUGAACUCUAAGAUCGGACUGUGGAGCUCCAGAAAGCUCACUAUUGAAGGCAAGGCAAUGGUCCUGCGGAGUGAAGUUUUGCCUGUGCUCCAGUAUACCGCACAGGCCUGGCCUCCCCAUACCACCGUUUGCAAGGCCAUCACCCGGACAGAGUUUCGCUUCAUCUGGAGCAAAAUUGGCAGAGUCAAGACGACUGUGAUGUACAAGGAGCCCU